Eruca vesicaria subsp. sativa (arugula) is the source of this 702-nucleotide messenger RNA. Lineage: Eukaryota; Viridiplantae; Streptophyta; Magnoliopsida; Brassicales; Brassicaceae. The record is from the annotation of a GenBank genome assembly.
AUGGAGUCGAUCAACACCUUGAAAGGCUACGGCAAAGUAUCCGACCAAGAAAACCAAAUCCCUUCUCCACUCCCCAAACCAUCUUCCCGCAAAACCAUAAUCACCACCGUCUCCAUCAUCUCCCUCCUCUUGAUCCUCACCAUCGUCGCCUUAACCGCCGGAGCCUUCGCUCGUCCCUCCCACAACCCUCCUCCAGUCUCCUCCUCCAAGUCUCUCAAGACAGUCUGUACCGUGACACCUUACCCAGAGACAUGCUUCAAGGCCUUAUCUUCUUCCUCUUCUCUCAAAGAAACAGACCCUGAAUCAAUCCUCGAGCUAUCUCUUCGGAUCGCUUCUGAAAAGGUCUCAACCUUAUCCAUGUCUUUCCGAUCAAUCGACGAUAUGCCUGAGGAAGCGGCCGUUAAGGACUGCGUGAAGCUCUACGCCGACGCGGGGAGUCAACUCAACGAGACGUUGACGGAGAUCGUGACGGAGAAGGAGAAGAAGGGAGGGAAUUGGAUGACGGAGAAGGUCGUUGGAGAUGUUAAGACUUGGAUUAGCGCCGCCAUGACUGACGGUGAGACUUGUUCCGAUGGGCUUGAGGAAAUGGGAACUGUUGUGGGAGAUGAGAUUAAGAAAGAGAUGGUGAUUGCGAAUCAGAUGAUGAGUGUUUGCUUGGCUAUUGUUAGUCAAAUGAAGAAGCUUCUCGUGAUUUUACACUAA